CAACCCAUGGGUAUGAGUUGGGUUGAUUAUUGGUCUGGCCCAUGAAAAGAACGGCUACAAGCUACAAAGACGAAGACGAUCGCCCCCAGGCCCCAACUCUCACUCCAGAGUCCAAGAGUCCAGAGCCGGUGAAAUUCGCUCUAUAGAAAUUAGAAACUAGAAACAGAGGCGCGAGAGCGGCUUGGGAGUGGGAACUGCGAGCAGUCAAGCUCAAGCACGCGGGAAGAACGUCGUUUUUUGUUUUGAGGGCUAAAAAAGCGGGCAUAGAAUAGUGUAGUGGAGGUGUUGGUGAAGUGGAGAUGGGGCUGGACAACAUGAAUGAUCCGCAGGGUAUCACCGGAGACCAGGUGGCGCAUGAGAGCGCCGCUUCCAUGGAAGCGCAGGUUUUGACCAAAGCCGUCCUCUCAUUGCCUCCUCAAGCUGUCAAGGAAUUGGUGUCAAUUGGGGUGUGUGCUAGAUGCAUCUUCCGGCUCUUUGGGGUGCGCGGCGAAUGUACUUAUUCCUCAUCGUUGCUCUCACCAUCAAUCUUCAGUUCAAUCAUUGAAGAACCCAAGGGUUCCAAUGAUCAUUAUUUGAGUAGUUCACAUUCUUGUCAAGAAUCGGUAGUUGAUCCAGUAUUUUGUAGAAUUUGUUUAGGCAUAUUGGAAUUUACCUACGAGGAGAAGAAAGAGAUGUGUGUGAAAAGGGAUUCUGUUAAUGACUUUGUCGCAUCAAUUGUGCAACUAAUAAAGCAAGAGGGUCACCAGAUUGAUAGCUUUUCGAUCGAAGUUGCUAUACCUUCGAUUAUAUUGGAAAAUGAGAGGGUUGUUCGGUUUUAUAUGGAAAAGAAGUAUGGAUCUGAAGUUUGGUUCCAAGAAAACUUCCUUGGUCAUAAUAUCUCUGUGAAGGAUGCCUUAAAAUUAUCAAUAACGGGUUUACUUGAAAAGUUGUUGGCUGUUAAAUGUGGUGAAAGCUCUUUCCGCAUUCGUCUGACAUAUGCCCAUGGUAACUUAUCACUGAAUCUUCAGACUAUAUCAGAAAGGGAGCAGGGUUCCAAGAGAAUGAAAACAGGAACAAGGGACACUUUGAAUGUGUCUCACUCACAGAGCAUUGAAAAUUCUUCUAGUGAAGCAGAUAUAGAUAUUCACAAGUUUCUCAGUAAUGUGAAAGAUCAGGAUUUUUGUGAACACUUAACAUUGCCAUCUAAGAAGGUUAAUCAGCCAUGUCAUUUCUCUUUUCAUUGUUAUAGGAUGCCUAUCUACAUUGGUGGUAGAUACUUGAAGUAUUCAAGAAAUGUCAGCCAAACACGGUGGAUUAUUGAUGAUGAAAGAAUGGGUGAAGCAUCUGUUGAGGAGAUAAUAGGGAGCAAUCUGCUUCCUAUGUUUCGUGGUGACAACUACAAGUUUCAUGCUGCCGGUAGAGAAGAUAUUGAUGUUCGGAUGUUGGGUUCAGGUCGACCUUUCCUGGUUGAAAUACAAAAUGCACACUGUAUUCCUUGUAAGAUUUCUAUCAAAGAAAUUGAAGAAAAAAUAAACAGCCUGCAGAAAAAAUUGGUUGGAGUGAAAAACCUCAAGGUUGUAGGGAGUGAAGGGUGGACCCUGAUGCGUGAAGGAGAGGCAGAGAAGCAGAAGCAAUAUGUUGCACUAGUCUGGAUUUCUCGCCCACUCAAGGAUGAGGACAUCGAGAUUAUAUCUUCAUUUACUGACACGCGUAUUUUGCAAAGAACCCCAAUUAGGGUACUCCAUCGUCGAAGUCCAUUAGAACGUGAAAAGAUUAUACAUUGGAUGAAAGUUGAAAAGAUUACCGGGAGCUCACAGUAUUUUCUUUUGCAUUUAUGCACUCAGGCUGGAACUUAUAUCAAGGAGUUUGUUCACGGUGAUCUUGGCCGCACCCAUCCUAACGUGGGUUCAAUUCUAGGUUGCAGAGCAGAGAUACUACAACUUGAUGUUACGGAAGUCAAGAUGGACUGUUUCUUAACUGACGACGGUCCAAUGGAACAAUAGAUUGAAUGUUUGUAGCUGUCUGAAUGAGAUCCAUUGUAACUUAAUCUUGUUUAGUUGGAUCUUAGGUGCUCUGACUGUAAUUGCUUCUCUUCUGUACAAAAGCCCCAUUUUACCAUCUGUGUAUUUGUCUCAUUAUUAUUAUAUCUAUGUUGAUUUUGUAUGAAUGCUAAUUCAUGCAUAA
Nelumbo nucifera (sacred lotus) is the source of this 2163-nucleotide messenger RNA. RefSeq names its product Pseudouridine synthase family protein. Lineage: Eukaryota; Viridiplantae; Streptophyta; Magnoliopsida; Proteales; Nelumbonaceae. Gene Ontology annotation, biological process: tRNA pseudouridine synthesis. The record is from RefSeq and is a predicted model, not a curated record. Gene Ontology annotation, molecular function: pseudouridine synthase activity; RNA binding.